Molecule: messenger RNA, 5677 nt
Organism: Mugil cephalus (flathead mullet)
Lineage: Eukaryota; Metazoa; Chordata; Actinopteri; Mugiliformes; Mugilidae
Gene: robo3
Product: roundabout, axon guidance receptor, homolog 3 (Drosophila)
Exons: 28
Coding region: 585-4799 (1404 amino acids)
Cellular component (GO): neuron projection
Molecular function (GO): protein binding
Source: RefSeq, a predicted model, not a curated record
UGAGGCUGUAGUAAUUCAUUCCCAGUAGCGGAGCAGAGGAGAGGGUCGGGGAGCCGCGGCGGAAAGAAGCAAACGGGACUGUAUGUUUGACAAAGUGGACUUUCCCUCUCAGCGCGACCACUUUGGUGCACUUUGGCACCGCUCCGCUCUCUUAGGAGGCCGUUCUUGAACCCCUCUUUUAAAAAAAUAUAUAUAUUUAUAUUUGUGUGAAAACGGGACAGAGCGGCAUCCUCUGACCGGCCGCUGCGUCCCACUCGGAGCCGCGUCUCUUCUCAUCACCUCUUGCAGUGAUUCGGCGCAGGGACCUCCGGAGCCCGCUCGGUGCUGGGGGGAAAAAGUUACCGCGUUGGGAUGCUUGAACUUUUGGUUUGAUCGUGCAAGCGCGGCCGGAGAUGCUGCUCGUGGAGCUCGGUGCUGGUUGCGGAGAUUUCGUGUCGUAGACUGGGAGAUCGUUUUGCACAUUUGUUUGGAUUUAUCGCUGCUGCUGCUGCUGGUACCGGUGCCGCUCGACAGCAAGUCCCACAAGCUGCAUGUUCUAAAGACUGUGACGGACCUCAUCUACCUAUGAAAAACCCGAGCCUAUAAUGGAGUGCCGCCCGACUCUGGUUCCCCUACUGGUUUUGUUUGCUCUCAGAACUUUGGCAUAUGGAUCCCGACCCAGGUUGGAGGACGCGGCCCCUCGGAUCGUGGAGCAUCCGUCCGAUUUGAUCGUGUCCAAGGGGGAGCCGGCCACCCUCAACUGCAAGGCGGAGGGGCGGCCCACUCCGGUGGUGGAAUGGUACAAGGACGGCGAACGGGUCGAGACCGACAGAGAGGACCCCCGGUCCCACCGCAUGCUGUUACCCAGCGGCUCCCUCUUCUUCCUGCGGAUUGUGCACGGGAGGCGGAGCAAGCCUGACGAGGGCGUCUACGUGUGUGUGGCACGCAACUACCUGGGCGAGGCAGUCAGUCGCAAUGCGUCGCUGGAGGUGGCAAUUCUGCGAGACGACUUCCGUCAGACGCCCAGCGAUGUGGUGGUGGCGGCAGGGGAGCCGGCGGUCAUGGAGUGCAUCCCUCCCAGAGGUCACCCUGAGCCCACCAUCUCUUGGAAGAGAAACAACAUUCGGGUCAAUGAUCGAGACGAAAGGAUCACGAUCCGCGGAGGCAAGUUAAUGAUUUCGAACACCAGGAAAAGUGAUGCCGGCAUGUAUGUGUGCGUGGGAACCAACAUGGUCGGCGAGAAAGACAGCGAUCCUGCUGAACUGGUGGUCUUUGAGAGGCCAGUGUUCAUUAAACAGCCGGUGAACCAGGUGGUUUUGGCAGAGGACAUGGUGGACUUCUUCUGCGAGGUGCACGGAGAUCCGACCCCUACCGUCCGCUGGCGCAGAGAGGAGGGGGAGUUGCCCAGGGGCAGAUCUGAAAUCCGCAGCGACAACAGCCUGCGUCUGACUCAGGUGCGGGCCGAGGAUGAGGGCACCUACACCUGCGUGUCAGAGAACAGCGUGGGCAAAGCCGAGGCGUCGGGCACGCUGCAAGUGCACGUCGGUCCAUCCUUGCCCCCUCAGAUCGUCGUCCGGCCCCGGGACCAGAUCACAGCUCCGGGGCGCACCGUAACCUUCCUCUGCGGCACAAAAGGGAACCCUCCGCCAGCUGUGUUCUGGCAGAAAGAAGGCAGCCAGAUCCUGCUGUUCCCCAUCCAGGAGCCGUCGCAGUCGGGCCGUUUCUCCGUGUCGCUGAGUGGCGAGCUGACCAUCGCUGACGUCCAAGUCGGAGACUCGGGCUAUUAUAUCUGCCAGGCCAUCAGCGUGGCCGGCAGCAUCCUGACCAAGGCCCUGCUAGAAGUGGAAAGCGCGCCCUCAGACCGGGUCCCUCCCAUCAUCCGCCAGGGGCCGGCCAAUCACACGUUGGCUCCUGGUGCCACUGCUCAGUUGCAUUGCCACAUCAUGGGCAACCCCAUACCUAGCAUCCAGUGGGAGAAAGAUGGCCAGAGGAUCCUGGGAAACGAUGGUCGGAUCAGCUUGAUGGACAAUGGCACCUUCCAAAUCACCAACCUCCAGGAAACGGACUCUGGAGUUUACACCUGCCUGGCUUCCAGCUCCAGCGGAGAGACGAGUUGGAGUGGAGUCCUCACAGUCAAAGAGAGCGCAGACCAGUCAGUGGCCCAGGCCACCGAGCCUUUCCAGCUGCCGGGUCCGCCACACAAACCCAUAGUUACAGAUGUGUCGAAGAACAGCGUCUCUCUGACCUGGCAACCCAACGCCCACGAGGGGGGAGCCGCCGUCACCUCGUAUAUCAUCGAGGCCUUCAGCCAAUCAGCGGGCAGCACGUGGCAGACCGUGGCCGACCUGGUUAAGAUGGAGACCCACACGAUCACCGGCCUCCUUCCCAACACCAUCUACCUGUUCAUCGUCCGAGCCGUCAACGCCUACGGCCUGAGUGACCCGAGCCCCAUCUCCGAGCCCGUCAGAACUCAGGAUGUGAGUCCUACAGGUCAGGGGGUGGACCACAGGCAAGUGCAGAGGGAGCUGGGCGAGGUCGCUGUCCAGCUCCAGGACCCCGUCACGCCAUCGACGACCUCCAUUCGAGUAUCAUGGACUGUCGACCGUCAGUCUCAGUAUGUCCAGGGCUACCGCCUCUUCUACCGGCCCAGCGGGGGAACCUGGCUCCUCCAGGACAUCAACUCCCCCUCUGAGCGCAGCACCGUCCUCGGCAGCCUGCUGAAGGGAACCGAGUACGAGAUAAAGAUCCGCCCGUAUUUUGACGAGUUCCAGGGCAGGGACAGCCGGACGUUGCUGGUUCGGACCGCGGAGGAAGUCCCCAGCGCACCGCCCAGAGCCGUUACAGUGGCGACGGCCAAGCUAAGCAACAGCUCCGGCAUCAGCGUCUCCUGGGAGCCGCCACCUAGCGAGAUGCAGAAUGGCAUCAUCCAGGAGUACAGGGUUUGGUGCGUGGGCAGCGGCGGCGAUAACCAGACUCGAUACUACAUCAACAAGACGGUGGACGGCAACACGCUGUCCACGGUGCUGAAAGGCCUGAUACCGGGCACGCUCUACCGGGUGGAGGUGGCGGCGGUGACCAGCGCGGGCGUCGGCACUCGCAGUCAGCCGGUGUCCAUCCUCAUCAAGCUGCCAGCUGAACAGCCCUCGGUGGCAGGUGGAGGAGGCCCCGGCGGCGACGGCGGCGAGGAGAGCAGCGUGAGCCUGGCCGAGCAGAUCACCGACGUGGUCAAGCAGCCAGCGUUCAUCGCGGGCAUCGGCGGGGCCUGCUGGGUCAUCCUCAUGGGCUUCAGCGUCUGGAUCUACUGCCGCCGCAAGAAGAGGAAGGAGCUGAGCCACUACACGGCCUCCUUCGCCUACACACCGGCAGUUGGUUUCCCUCAUGGAGAAGGACCAGGACUCAAUGGAAGGCCUGGCGUGCUCGGAGGCAACAUGGGCAACUACCCAUGGCUGGCGGACUCUUGGCCCACCACCAACUUGGUCCACAGCGGCAAAGAGGCCGUUAACUGCUGCACCACCAACCACGACACGGCGGAGAGAUACUACAAUGAAGCGGGCAUCUCCAACUACUUGAAUCAGACGGAGAAGUACAGCAUGGGGGGCUCCACCGAAGGCCCCAUCUACAGCACCAUCGACGCCACCAGCGAAGACCUGCACAGCUUCACCUACGCCCAGCACAGCUCGCCCACGCCCUACGCCUCCACCUCCAUCAUGCCUUUCACCAACCAGACGCCGGCGCCCGGCCACGGCGGCGAGCAGCAGGACGACGGGCACUGGAUCACCCAGCCGGGGCCCUCCGGGGCUCAGUAUGCACAGCCGGACCGCUGCAGUGGCAAGCCCAAGCAGAAGGCGAUGGGUAAGGCCGUCAAGACCCCGUCUCUGACCUGGAUGGAGGCCUUGCCCCCGCCGCCCCCCGUCGGAGAGCUGGAACAGUGCGAGCAGGACAGCGAGCUCGCAGAGCACGAGGACAUGGACUUGGGCUCGGACGAGGAGUGGUGCCCCCCCCUCCCGGAGAGGACCUAUCUGAUGGAGGGCUGCGAGGACGGGCCCACGCCACCCCUGAGGAACAACGCCUCCUCCCCGGCCACCUCCUACAGCCACCAGUCCACAGCCACGCUCACCCCGUCGCCGCACGAGGAGCCGCGAGCGCCCCACGACCUUCCCCUUCCCCGCCUCAACCAGCUGGAGGGACAGCAGCUGUCACGCAGAAGGUUACCCUGCGGUCCGGUGCCAGUUCCCCAGGCACCCAGCCCGCCGCUCACCCAGUCCAACCCCAGCCUCUCUGGCCAACAGCAUCACGGCUCAUCAGAGGUUGGCACGCUGCAGUGCCAAAGUCCUGACCAUCGCUGCCUCCACAGCCAGGGGGCCGCUCCGAAUGAAGACAAUGUCAGCACAACCACACCUGUGCACUGCCGCUCAUCCCAAGCAGACUCGUGCACUCCUCCCAACCAAAAAUCAAGAGUGAAAAAAAAGGCGUCCAAGAGCUCAGCGUACAGAAGAGAUAUACAAGGAGACCUGCCUCCACCUCCGGAGCCGCCACCGGACGAGGGAAGGCUGCAGGGCCCCCAGGGGUGCACGGAGGCCAACAGCACCGCGUCCUCCCUGGAGAGGAGGGAGUACAGCAGCAACAGCCACCAGAGGAAAGGCUCGGGACAAAGACACGCUGACAACGAGGAGACGAUGCCGUACAUCAGUAAGGCCGGAUACCUCUCCAGGGGUCAGAUGUCGAGUAACUGCUCGACCACAGGAAGCUCCUCAUCCAGAGGUUCUACGGGCUCCCGGGGCCUCAACUCAGCCAGGAAACACAACGAGGAGAUGAGAUAAGGACAAGCGAUAAUUCUGCCAGCGUACCAUCGUCAUCUACCCACCCUGAUAAAGUGAGCUGAACAGGAGGAGGAGGAGGAGGAGGAGGAGGAUGGAGGAGUAGUCGAGGGCUGUAGGAACUCAUUGCCAUGGCCUUGCUGUGAAAGAAAGAACAAUGGACUUUUACAUCCUGUUUUUCGGUAUUACUGUCAUUAUUUAAGAACUAUCGGGUUCAAUCCUCUCCCAUCAUUUGUAAAUACCUGUGUCUGUGCUGUUCUUCUGUGGGAUCUGGAUACAGGGAAAGAGACGUAUAUUGUAUUUAUGAGGAUAAAAAAAAAAGUUUAAAAAAAAUUCACACAUGUUAAAAAAAAAAGCAAACAUAAAAAAACAGUCUGUUGUACAACCUACAAACAUGUCUUCUUGAAUGUGCCAACUUUUUUUGUCAAAACGUAUACUUUUUGGAAAAGCAUAAACUACUGUUGCACUCUUGUUGUGAUGGCAAAACAACAGAAAAUAUGAAGCACAAAGUGUGUUCGCUGGUUGAGAGGGGAGGUCGGAAAAGCCAAAACGAGCGGGUUCUCGCUCCCGGAAGGACGCCUCAGCCGCCCCAUCCCCCCUCCCCCCCCAAGCGCUUCCCCACCGGGAUCCCUGCACCCACGUAGUCCGCUAAGAAUGUCAUACUUUUCUAUGUGUCCUCCGGUUCCUCUGCAGCCAUGUGUUUCAGUGUGCCAGCAGACAUACAGGCUUUAUGAAAGUUUGAUUGUAACCCCUCCCUCUCCGUGUCCGUCUGAGAGACUCUUUGCUGCAGUUGUGAGAUAAAGUUUGCAUAUACUCCCUCUAAAACAAACGGAAGAAAAAAGAAAAAAAAAAAAACGUCUGUGGACUGAAUUUUUUGUACU